Messenger RNA from Petromyzon marinus (sea lamprey), 5895 nucleotides. The record is from RefSeq and is a predicted model, not a curated record. NCBI's taxonomy places the organism in Eukaryota, Metazoa, Chordata, Hyperoartia, Petromyzontiformes, Petromyzontidae.
UAAAUAUUUUUUUUGCUACCUUUAUGAACAAAAAAGUAAUGCAUGGGAAAUCUACCUUUGGUGUAAUUUGCUGCAUAAGCAUUGAACACUGAAGUGUUGACCGUUACUGCUCUGCUUCCUUGAGAGAAAAUGCUGCUAUGGCCGAUGUUCAACACUGAAUGUGACUGUUUUACAGAUUGCCUUCCCAACUUUUAAGUCCAGAAUUACGAUGGGUGGUACAACAAUCUGCUUAACAUUGACUGGGGAAGUGCAGGGAGCAAGCUGCUGCGCCUGGCUCCGGCGUCGUUUGCCGAUGGCGUCUACCAGAUGUGGGACGAGCCCGCGGUGCCCAACGCACGCCGCUUGAGCAGCAGCGUCAUGCGGGGAGAGAGCGGCCUUCCCUCGGCCCUCAACCGCACCGUGCUGGCCGUCUUCUUCGGUCAACAUAUCAUGGAUGAGAUUAUGGACACAAGACGGGCGGGCUGUCCUGCCGAGUUUUUCAAUAUCCCCAUCCCAGCAGAAGAUCCAGCCUUCUCCAAUAGCCCCUACAAAGUCCUGCCUUUCCAGCGCAGCCAGUGGGAUAAGACCACCGGUGCCUCCACCAACAACCCCAGAACUCCGGAGGGGGACAGUUUUUGUUUUUACUUCCAGGUGAAUAAGGUGACGUCGUGGCUUGACGGCAGUGCGAUAUACGGGCCUUCGAGGAGUUGGUGUCAGGCGCUGCGCACAUUUGACAGAGGGAUGAUGAGAAGCAGCGACGAAGAGUCACUUCCCCCUGUCAGCGGCCACUCUCUGCAGCUCAUCGAUGCCCCUUCCCCAUCCUACGAGACGGGCAGCUCGACAAACAAAACCGUAUAUGGUAACAGAACAUUCUCCAUCGCAUUCACAGAUUCAAAAUACUACUCCCCAAAUACAGAUUAUGUUGAACUUCUUUCGCACCGUAGUAGCCAACCUUGCGAAUCGGUUCAAUUUGUCGUUGCAGAUUUUGGAAAUCCACGGGGAAAUGAAAACCCGUUCUUGAAAGCAUUGGGCACUGUGUGGUUGCGUUAUCACAACUUCUGGGCAGCGAAGAUCCACAGUGAGCACUCUGAUUGGAGUGAUGAAGAUGUAUUUCUGAAUGCGCGGAAAUGGGUGAUCGGGGUAUACCAGGUACAGUGUUUUAUUGGCAGGGGUCUCUGGUUACACCAAACAAUGUUUAUUUGUAAUACGGAAUGUCCCGUUUAUUGUGCUUUAUUUUUGCCCAGUAACCUAUGUGUGAAUGGUGUGGCUGUCAUUUUAUAUAUGUCCUUUGUAAAAUAUGUGGCCUCAUCACAUAUCCGCCUGUACCCCAGGCACCAUCGAGUUGGGUAUAUGAGAUUUUGUAUUUUGAAAUGUCUCACAUUCAUUCUUAAAGUAAACAUGGAAUUUAAUGUCAAGCUGCAAUUGUCAGCAAGAGCAAUAGUCAGAUACAGAAUGAGAUGUUGUCUCAGUGCAUUCCUCUGCACCACAGGGUACAAGCCACACGUCCACCCAGGCAUUGCGGUGGAAUUUGAGUCGGCUGCCAUGAAGUUCCACCAGACUAUGAUGCCACCAGGUGUCUACAGCAGGCUUCACAGGAAUGCAACUUGCAGCUUUAAUCAAGUUAACGCAAGUCGAUUAUGCAACCACUUCUGGACAAACAUGCCUUUCAAGUCUGGCCGAGACGUUGAUGAAAUCAUCAUGGGAAUGUCAUCUCAAAUCGCUGAACGAGAAGAUCACAUCAUUGUUGAGGACCUCUUAGACAAAAUGUACGGGCCACUUAAGGCCACCCGCUCGGACCUCAUGGCCUUAACCAUUCAGCAAGGACGGGACCACGGGGCGCCCACCUACAAUGAUAUGCGGCGUGCCUUGCACAUGACCCCCAUCGCCGAAUGGGAAGACUUCAAUCAUACAAACGCGCAGGUAAGAGGCCAUUGUCUCGUGAUCCAGCAACUGAAGCAGGCCUAUAACGGUGACAUCUCCCGUCUGGAGCUGUGGCCGGGGGGGCUAUUGGAGUGCCAGGGGGGGCCUGGGCCCCUGUUCUCGCGCAUCCUCGUCGAUCAGUUUGAGCGCAUCCGCGACGGGGACCGCUUCUGGUUUGAGAACACCAACAACGGGUGGAUAUUCACGGAGGACGAGGUGAGGGAUGUGCUCGCGACGCGGUUCUCACAUGUCCUGCAAACCGUGAUGGACAUUGACAACAGCAGCAUCCAGGGUGAAGUUUUCUUUUGGAAAGAUGUUAGAUACAAUGUCAUGUUUCGGGCUGUUGUUUUGUACACUCCAUCAGGGGACCCUUGUGCACAGCAGGAGCAGCUUACUGUGGACAUGUUGGAGCCGUGCACACCUCCCAAGUCGAUGGAUUACUUCUCGGGCAGCGUUGCUACCUUCAUAGUCACGAACUUAUCCCUCUUGCUCCUACCCACAUUGUGCUUUGUUAUUCUGUGGUACUUGUCCCGUCGUCGGAAGAAGAGCUUUGAGAAGAUGACCAAUCAGAACACGUCAAGCGCGGGGAUGAGGACGGAAGCGGAGGAGCAUCAUGCCAGCGAAUGGCAGGGCAAGAAGGAACCCCUGCGGGACGUGCGGUUGAGAUUCGACGACGCGGGAUCGAUCAAGGUGCUGGACUGCGCGGGGGCCCUGCUGCGAAGCCUGGAGGUGAAGGCCCUGUCCGGCGUGGAGCUGCUCUUGGCCAGCGACAGGGGCAACCUGCUGCUGGUGCACGUGCCCAAAGAGUACGACCUGGUUUUGGAGAUGGACUCGAAUGAGCCAGAGCCGGACGAGUUGGACACGCAGGCGUGGGUCCAGCAGUCACUCGCGUGCGACCUCUCUCGCGACGAGCUGGGAGAAUUGCUCGGCUUGAAGCCCGACUCCAGUUUUCUCCAGCGCAUGUUCCACGUGGCGGACAAGGACAGCAGCGGCUACCUGUCCUUCAGUGAGCUGCGCGACAUUCUCGUCAUUCUCGUGAAAGGCACUACCGAGAAGAAAUCCCAGCUCAUGUUUCACAUGUUCGAUAUUAACAGUCAUGGCGACAUGAAAAACGAAACGUUUAGGGCAAUGCUAAGCUCAUUUCUGGAGAUGUCCAACUACAGGCUGCCAAAGGAAGAGGAGGAGAGUAUCUUGAAUUCGUUGCUUAUGGAGCAUGGGCUCAGCAAUAAGACAAGGUUCGUCUGGCAGGACCUGCACGCAAUCUUGAAUGAGCACUUCCAAGAUGCGAACAAUCUGCAGAUUCAUCUCAAAGGUGUGCAAUAUAUCCAUUGGUCAAAAUUGUUACUGUUUUUAUUUUCAGCCUGCAACAUCCCAUUGCUGGGCAACGGCCCUCCUCCAUAUACUUCCAUUCCUCCUUUUCCAGAAAUUACAACAGAGAGCUGCAACGUGACCUUUCGACCUUCUUAUUACAGGCCAACCUCUCCACGAGUCUUCACAGAGGCUCGGCACGAGCCAUACAACCGGAGCAAGCUGAGCCAGAGGACGCAGGCCUUCAAGCGCUACGUGGAAAACUACCGCCGACACAUCUUCUGCGUCGUCAUCUUCUACGCCAUCGUUCUCUGCAUUACCGCGGAACGCGGCUACUGUACGUACUGCGUCUUUCGUACGUGCGUUGAACUUUUGCACAAUGCGCCACUCCAUUAUGCCGUUGCCUCUGAGCACUACGGGAUCCGGCAGGUGACGGAGGUGGGGAUUAUCGUGUCCCGCGGCACGGCGGCUGGGGUUGCGUUCUGCUACUGUUUCAUCCUCCUCACCAUGUGCCGGAACAUCAUCACGGCGCUGCGCGUGACGCCACUAAACCACUACAUCCCCUUCGACUCGGCCGUGGGAUUCCACAAAAUCAUCGCCAUGACUGGUCUCGUUCUCUCGCUGUUCUUCUGGCCUCAUGUCACUCUUGCGCGAGGAACGUUGCUCAGCUGUGCCGUUGUUGCUGCCCCUCCAGGCUUCACGGGUGUGCUCAUCCUUGCGGUGCUCGCUGCGAUCUACAUCUUUUCCAGUCAGUUUUCCCGCAGCAAGAGCUUCAACGCUUUCUGGUGGUGCCACCAGCUCUACGUGCUGCUCUACAUUUUGAAACAGACCAUUCUGCAUGGCAGUGGUGGUCUUGUCCAGGCACCCUUCUUCUAUAAAUACCUUCUACCACCUGCACUCAUCUUCUUGGGCGACCGACUCAUCAGCCUCAGCAGACGCAAAGUGGAGAUCACCGUGGUCAAGGUGGAACUUCUCCCAUCUGGAGUCACCCACCUGCAGCUCAAGCGCCCCCAAGGGUUCAAGUACAAGUCUGGGCAGUGGGUGCGCGUGGCCUGCCUGGCCCUGGGCCAGAGCGAGUACCACCCGAUCACCAUCUCGUCCGCACCCCACGAGAACACCCUGAGCAUCCAUGUGCGCGCAGUGGGACCCUGGACCACGCGUCUCCGUGAAAUAUUCUCCACAAAGAGCUCCGAUAAUGAGUACCAAUCCAAGAUAUACCUGGACGGUCCGUUUGGGGAGGGACACCAGCACUGGAAUGAUUUUGAGGUGUCCGUGCUGGUGGGAGGAGGCAUUGGAGUCACUCCCUUUGCGUCCAUCCUCAAAGACAUUGUUCACAAGUCGUCGAUCAAUACCCGGCUCAUUUCCUGCAAAAAGGUGUAUUUCAUUUGGGUGACACGGACACAGCGGCAGUUCGAGUGGCUGACGGACAUCAUCCGAGAGGUGGAAGAAAACGACAAGAACGACUUGGUUUCUGUCCACAUCUACAUCACGCAGUUCGCCGAGAAGUUUGACCUUCGUACAAUGAUGCUGUACAUCUGCGAGCGUCACUUCCAGAAGAUGUCCAACCGAAGUCUGUUCACGGGCCUUCGCUCCAUCACGCACUUUGGCCGCCCGCAGUUUGUGCCCUUCCUCAACUCCUUGGAGAAUCUGCACCCACAGGCCGAGACCGUGGGAGUUUUUAGCUGUGGGCCUCCAGGCCUCACGAAAAUGGUGGACAAGUCGUGCCGCCAACUAAAUCGCCGCGAUCAAGCGAAAUUUGUUCACCAUUUCGAGAACUUUUGAUCACAAAACGUUGACUCCAAAUCAUAAACCGUGGCAGUUUUUUGUUGUUGUUGAGAUAACCAAAGCUAAUACGACUGCCGUGUUUCAUGGUCGACUCAUGAUCGUCUUAUUAUUGCAUGUGUGGCGUAAGUUAACGAGUUCCCCAUUUCUAACGCAUUUGAACGUGUUCUUUUACUGCGAAAUAACAAAAACAUACCUAUAGUUGUACAAAAAGGUAAUGAUUGCUUACUGACGAGUGUAAUGAGUACACCGAUAUCAAACACCAAACACAGCUACCACUCAAAUUCUUUGCUGGUGGUAAUGCAAUGGUAAAUGUUAUUUCAGAAAAACAGAUUUAGUGAAUCGUAUUUUGCCAUGAAAAGUUUUAAAUUUGCAUUGAUUUCUGUAUUAUAUUCUGUUUCAAUUGUCACGUAUUUGGGGGGGUAUUGUAAAAUAUAACGUACUUUUUUCUUUUGCUUAGUUUAUAAGUAACAGUAGGUGAGAAGACAGAAUAAAAUCGUCGCUGACUGCACUGAGCACUGAGCCAGACUGCAGUUCCGUGGUUCACAUUCGGGCGGCUGUGAUUUCACCAAAUUCCAUUCAAUUGAAUGGAUUCUAUAUCGUUUUUUUUACAUGCAUUUAAUAAACUGUUUUAUACAUAUUUUCCAGAAUUUAAGUCAAUGUAACAAUUGUGUCUGCAUUUAAGUUCACAGUAUUGUUUGCUCAAGUUCUACCCCAUUUUUGUGAAAGUACAAUGGAAAAAGGGACCACUUUUUUAAAUUAGCUCAAGGCCAUAGUUGCAAUACAUUUCUUAAACUAUAUACUUCAGUGGUGAUAAAAUAUGCACCUGAAAAAAGUAGUUAAAUAUCCAUGCAUUUUUCGUUUAGAAAUUGCGUUCAAAUGGUUCCAGUCAAUUUGAGAUAUCUC